Salpingoeca rosetta is the source of this 1050-nucleotide messenger RNA. Its product is annotated as ribosomal protein L17. Gene Ontology annotation, molecular function: structural constituent of ribosome. Gene Ontology annotation, cellular component: mitochondrial large ribosomal subunit; ribosome. Gene Ontology annotation, biological process: translation. The transcript is spliced from 3 exons. Bases 199 to 663 code for a protein of 154 amino acids. Lineage: Eukaryota; Choanoflagellata; Craspedida; Salpingoecidae. The record is from RefSeq and is a predicted model, not a curated record.
CGAUUGGCGAAUAAUGCCCAAUAAUUUUCCGUAUCGUGGUCCGUGCAGACAAGAAGUGAAGCAGGAGGAGGCAAAGCCAACGUGCUUCUGGACCUUUGAGUGGUUGACUUGCUUACACUGAAGGCAGUGUUGUUGUUUGCUGUGUGCUGUUUGCUGUGGGUCGUUGUUGUUUGUUGUCUGUGACGCAUAGAGGCAGGGAUGAGGCACCGUGUUGCGUUCAGGAAGCUUGGGCGAGACAGCGAGCACCGCCGCGCGCUGCUGCGUAACCUCACCGCUGCGCUUGUCAAGCAUGAACGGAUUCGCACAACUCUGGCAAAGGCAAAGGAACUGCGACGACCAGCAGAGCGACUCAUCACAUGGGCCAAGCGAGGCACCCCUGCUGCACACAACCAAAUGGAGGCCUGGCUCCCGGAGCGGGAACUGAUGCCCAAGGUGUACAACGAGCUGCUGCCUCGAUUUGAGGAGAGGCCAGGAGGGUACACGCGCGUGCUCAAGGCAGGCUUCAGGCAAGGGGACAAAGCGCCCAUGGCGUACAUUGAGUAUGUGGACAACAGCUUGCCGCCGCUUCGGCCUUUCUUUGAGCGCACUGGCGGCAAGAAGUCCAUCUUGGAGACAGCGCAGCAGCAGUUCCAACAGAAGCAGCAGAAGCCGCAGAGUAGUUAGAGACACGUGCUCGUGAUUUGGUGCAUUUGUAUGACGACUUAAUUCGAUUCGUGCACGGAGACGUGUGUGUGUGUGUGCGUGUGUGUGUGUGUAUGUGUGUGUGUAUACCUGUGUAUGUGUGUGUGUGUGUGCCUGUGUGCACCUGUGUGUGUGUGUGUGUGUCUGUCUGUCUGUGCCCCUCUCUGCCCACCGCCCCUCUCUUUGUAUCUCGUCCACCUGUGCGCCGCUCCCCGUGCAUACCCGCCAACUCCAACCCUUGGCCCUUCUGCUUUUCUCCCAGAUGUGCUGUGAUUGAUGUAUUGUUGCUAACUGUGGCUUGUCGCUGGUAUGAAACGGCGUGUGAUUGCUCAACCAGCGAAAAAAAAAAUUAAACAAGGCGAAGCAACA